Molecule: messenger RNA, 2256 nt
Organism: Talaromyces amestolkiae
Lineage: Eukaryota; Fungi; Ascomycota; Eurotiomycetes; Eurotiales; Trichocomaceae
Exons: 1
Coding region: 1-2256 (751 amino acids)
Source: RefSeq, a predicted model, not a curated record
AUGCCUAUCCACACGUCGCCGUUCCCUACCACACACGACACAAUCGGCGCAUCAACACUGAGUUCUCCAGUUCAGGUACCAUCCUCACCACCGUCGCCGUCACCUCAAUCGCGCCGUAACACAGACAACAAUCAUGGAAACAAUGGACAGAACAACCAGUUAACGUCUGCGUCGAAUGACGUCGCCACAUUUGAUCUCGACAGACGACUCUCACAAUACGCCGUCGACUUUGACAAGUUUCCCGGAGGAAGCAAAGAAAAUAUCGAGGACAUAUUUGAAGAUGAAAAUCAGGGACCUGAAUUUGGCGGACCGGAAGAUUUCACUAUGAACUUGGAAAAGUAUUUAAAUGGAACGGCGUCUCCAGAAGACAGAAAGCAGCAAGACGAAGAUGAAUCAGACUCAGAAGAAGACGCACUCCCGGAGUAUUCGCCGUCGCCGUCGCCGCGGGCCCGACAUCACCAUAGUCAGAACCAAGAGGAAGGCGAAGAAAGCGAAUUCGGCCCGCCGGUAGACAUUUCCACACCGUCGCACCUGAUGUGGAGGAAGAAUUAUGGUUCGGCAAAAGAGGAGACACGCUUAGAAUUGGAAGACAUUGAAGAAAGCCUGCCUAGCUCUCCUGAGAAGGAUGAUAGUCCUUCCAAGAACGGGAAGGAAAGUGGCAUGGAAGAGAGCCGGACUUUUACGACUGUGCUACGAGAGAUUGAGGAUUUGCAUGAGCAGCGGCGGGAGCGGGAUGAAAAGAUCGAAGAGAACCAGAAGCAACUGGCAUCUGCGAGAGAAGAGAUUGAGAACCUCCGGGCUGAACUGCAGCUCAAGGAUUCUUUGUUGUCAGAGGCUAACGGCAGAUUGGGCGAGGAGGAUGUGCUACGAGAACAGCUCCAAGCUUUGCAGCUAAAGACCGACGAGAAGGGUACAACUAGCGAGGAUGAUGCAAAAGAAAUCGCAAAACUCCAGAAGGAACUGAAGGAUGCACGAGAGCAGUUGGAAAAACGAGACGAAGCUUUGGAAGAUAGUGGCACAAAGCUACGCGAGCUGACUGCGAACAUUGAGCUUCAAUUGCGUCAGAAGAACUCUGAGAUUGAAGACCUCAAAGCGCAGAUUGAUGAAAAGGAAAUACAGAUUGCAGAUGCUGACGAGGAAAUGGCGGAAGUUCAGCGACAGUUUGAUAUCUUCAAAGAGAGGAUCGAGUCUCUGGAGACGCGCAACAGUCCUCUCGAGGAGAAAAAUAUCAUGCUCGAAAAAGAGUUGAGCGGUGUGAGAGCCGAGCUCGCUUCGCAGAGAAACGCCGUCUUGACGAUGGCAGUUGACUUGUCCAUUGAGGUCCAAGGCAAGGACUAUAACGAAGUUAUCCAAAGUCUUCAACAGCAAUUGGAAGAAUUGAAAGAAUCUAGUCACGGCAAUGGAAAAUCUCAUGUAGAAGAAGAACUUCGGAACAAACUAGACCAAGCGCAAUCUGCACUGCAAAGAUCCAUUAGCGAGAAGGAAGUCGCCGAGACCGAAUGGCAUCGAUCAAAGGAUCUACUCGCUGAAACUCGCAGUCUUAUCACAACAAUAGAAGGAGAAAACACUCGAUUGACAGCACGGGUACAAGAGCUCAGCUCCAACCUCGCCAAAACCCGCGAGGAAGUAGACCGUCUGAAGGAGCAACAUCGACUUGAAACGAUUUCCACUACUAUUCAACAAACUCCAGCGCAACCAAGCGCCAGCGCUCCGGAUAGGACAAAUGAACUCCGCGAAGCCCACCGCCUUGAAAUCCAGAAUCUACGCGAAAUAAACACGACCUCUAUCAACGACCUCCGCGCCUCCUACAACGACACAAUCCAGCACCUGCGCGCCAUGCUCUCCACCUCCGAAAAGCGCGCAACCCAGCUACACAACCAACUCCUCGAAACCCAAUCAACAACAGCCAUCCAAUCAAACGAAAUCCUCUCUCUGAGGUCAGAAAUUGAGGAUCUACAAUCAACCCUCGCUCUUAAAGAAGAAACAUCCGCCGAAAUGGAUAAAAUGAUUGCCAAAUCGAUCGAGAAACGAGAACGCGAGUGGGAGCGCAGGACAGAGUUGUUGCUCAAGGAGAGGGAUAAAAUGGGUAAAGCGCUGAUGUGGGCUUGGGGCGAGAAGGAGGUUGGUAAACCUUCUUCUUCUGAAAGGACGAAGAGUCGUGAUAAUGCUGGUGGUGGUGCGACCGGGGAGGGGUCUGGUUCGGAGGAGAAGAAAGCCAGGCAGGGGUAUCGGUACAAGUAUGUCGUGCGAUCUUGA